AUGUGUCCACAGGGCUUUUUAGUCCACAUACCUAUCAACACAUAUUGUAUGUACAAAGAGUUCUUCAUAUUUUAGAUUGUAACUCCCCCCCCCAAAAAAAAACGUGUUGUUAUAUGUAAUGUCAUUGUAAACCGUUUGUGUUUGUGUUCCUGUGUUACAGUGAAGGAGGAGUGUGGCUCAGAAGAGGAGGAUGAGGAGGAGGAGGAGGAGGAGGAGGAGGAAGAGGAGGAGGGAAAGGAUGCUCUGGUAGAGGAGGUGCUCCAGCAGGGAGACACGGCGGUCAUCUACCCCGAGGCUCCAGAUGACAAACAGAAAAGCACGCCUGAGAGAGGGGUCCCAGAGAAGAACGGUAGGCUACAUCACUGCACCUUUCACAACUCAACACUUAUUGAGACCCUCAUACUAUUGCUAUCUUUGGCCUGCGUCCCAAAUGUUACCCUAUUCCCAAUGUAGUACAUUACUUUUGACCAGGCCGCAUUUAAGUAGUGUACUAUGUAGGGAAUAGGGUGCCAUUCGGAACGUAUUCUGAGACCCUCGUAAUUGAGACCCUUAUAGAGCUUCUGAGUUUGAGGCACCAAUAUAUCUUCUUUGUUUUAUAGUCUUAUGUAUUUUCCUCCUCAGUCCCAGGCACGCCAGACACCCUCUCUCAGCUCCUGACCUGUCCGUACUGCUCACGGGGCUACAAGCGCUACACGGCCCUGAAGGACCACAUCAAGCUACGGCACGAGAAGAGUGAGGACAGCUUCAGCUGCUCUCAGUGCAGCUACACCUUCACCUACCGUACACAGCUGGAUUGUCAUAUGACCCAACACAAGGAUCCUGUACAGGUAGGCACCUGUGUGUGUGUGUCCAUGUCCCUGUCCCUGUCCCUGUCCCUGUCCUUCUCUGUUCCUGUCUCUGUCCCUGUCUCUGUUCCUGUCUCUGUCUCUAUCCCUGUCUCUGUCCCUGUCUCUGUCCCUGUCUUGGUUUCUGUCUCUGUCCCUGUCUCUGUUCCUGUCUUGGUUUCUGUCUCUGUCCCUGUCUCUGUCCCUGUCCCUGUCUCUCUCCCUGUAUCUUCUCUGUCUCUGUCCCUGUUGCUGUCUCUGUCCCUGUCUCUCUGCCUGUAUCUUCUCUGUCCUUGUCCCUGUCCCUGUAUCUUCUCUGUCCCUGUCCCUGUAUCUUCCCUGUCUCUGUCCCUGUCUAUGUCCCUGUAUCUUCCCUGUCCCUGUCUCUGUCCCUGUAUCUUCUCUGUCCCUGUCUCUGUCCCUGUCCCUGUAUCUUCCCUGUCUCUGUCCCUGUCUCUGUCCCUGUCCUGUCCCUGUAUCUUCCCUGUCUCUGUCCCUGUCUCUGUCCCUGUAUCUUCCCUGUCUCUGUCUUCUUCCCUGUAUCUUCCCUGUCUCGCUCUGUCUCUGUUCUUCCCUGUUCUUCCCUGUCUCUCUCUGUUCUUCUGUCCCUGUCUCUGUCCCUGUCUCUUCCUGUUCUGUCCCUGUCUCUGCGUGUCCUGUUCUGUCCCUGUCUCUGUCCUUCUGUCGUCUCUGUCCUGUCUCGUCCUGUAUCUGUCCCUGUCUCUGUCCUGUCCUUCUGUCCCUGUCUCUGUCCCUGUCUCUCUGCCUGUGCUCUGUUCUCCUGUCUCUGUCCUGUCUCUUGCUGUGUUUCCUGCGUCUCUGUUCCCUGUCUCUGUCCCUGUCUCUGUCCCUGUCAUCUGUCCUGUCCCUGUCCCUGUCCUGCUGUCUUCCUGUCUCUGUCCUGUCUCUGUCCUCCUGUCUCUGUCCCUGUCUCUGUCCCUGUCUCUCUGCCUGUAUCUUCCCUGUCCCUGUCCCUGUGUCCCUGUCUCGUCCCUGUCCUGUCCCUGUCCCUGUCUCUGUCUCUGUCCCUGUCUCUGUCCCUGUCUCUGUCCCUGUCUCUCUGCCUGUAUCUUUCCCAGAUUUCCUGCCUAUUCCCUCCUCAUUCCAGGAAUCUUCCAACUGGGAUUUCUGGAAAACCUGGUGGUUUUGGGAUAGUUACCAGUAUUUUGCAACCCUAAUGCUUUCAUUGCUGGGGCUCAGUCCCCUGGCAGACUGCCUGGGUCAUUAACAUACUAUAGAAUGGGCAGUCCUCCCACUGACAAUCAUUAGUGUGAUAUAAAUAUAAAUACCUGAAUGUUUAUCUGCUCCUGUUGAAUACAUUUUCUUUAUGGAUUUCUGUUUUGCAUUACAAUUCAUCAUUUUGUCAUAACCCAAACCUAGCUUUAUCACUGUCUGCUGACAAACAGGCACAAAGUAACCUCUGUUUAGAUAAUCAAUGCGUUUUGGAAUGCUUUUAUUGAUGUGAUCCAUUGGAUUAUGAGGCAAAGGAUCAGAGACGAUGCAUCCCAAAUGGCAACCUAUUUUCUUUUUAUGCACAACAACAGUGAAAAUGUACACUGAUCCGUUAAAUAUUUAUGCCAAAUCUUUUAUCAGCUUUAUUUGAAUUCUCCCUUUAGCCUGUUCUUUGAUGAAGCAAUUUGAUUAAUGUGUCUGUAUUUCAAAUAUGGCUAUUUCUUUUACUGCUUUACUGGGAAUUAACAGUAACAAGAGAGUACUCUUUAGACAGGGUGCUGUUGUGACAUUACAAACAUCCCCAUCCCAUGCACAACAAACCAUUAACUACACUGUAUCCAUUUAAUGACUGAAGAGUCCUCACUCACCGCUGUCUGUCUUUCUGUCUGUCCUAUCUGUCUGCCAGCGUCAUGUACCCCAGACCACCACCACCACAACAACAACAGGGGGGAACAGGAAGUUCAAGUGUACUGAGUGUUCCAAGGCUUUUAAAUAUAAGCACCACCUGAAGGAGCACCUUCGCAUCCACAGCGGUGAGUAAAAAUUAGCAUCACCCCGGUCGCCAUUGGCAACACACACACUUCGUCAUCAUGACUCAUACCCACUGGGCACAGACGUCAUUUCAAUGUAAUUUCAUUGAAAAUGGCGUGGAAACAACAUUGAUUCAACCAGUGUGUGCCCAGUGGGUAGUGUCUGCAUCCAAAAUGGUACCCUAUUCCUGACCGGACCCCUGUAGAGGGCUAUUUAGGAGGCAGACACUGCGACUCACCUAUAUUCACGCUGGUGGUCCAGAUGUACCGAACUCACCCUUUUCUCCUUUCAUAUGUUUAGAUUAUGCAGCUCUGUCAUUUCAAACUCUUGAUUAUAAUCAGUGUUGAAUCUGUGCUCCUGGCCAAUGUGUCAUCAUUCUGUUGCUAUUGGCUUCAGGGGAGAUUAUUACCUCAGCCUGUUUGUUAACGAUAGGUUCACCUGAGUCCCAAAUAGCACCAUAUUCCGACAGGGCUCUGGUCAAAAGUAGUGCACUAUAUAGGUAAUAGGGUGCCAUUUGGGACACAACCUCAGCUGUUCAGCUGUUUCCUUAUUUGAUUACAAAAAAAAUAUAUAUCUCUUUCUUCGCAGGAGAGAAGCCAUACGAGUGCCCCAACUGUAAGAAGCGUUUUUCCCACUCAGGGUCCUACAGCUCCCACAUCAGCAGUAAGAAAUGUGUUGGCAUGGUGCCUGUCAACGGCACCCCCCGCCCAGUCAUCAAGGUCUCCAACCAGACCCCCAGCCAGACCCAGCCCUCUGGCCCCACCGCGGCCCCCGUCCGAGUGCUCCUCCGGGGGGAGAAGACAGACGGCAAGCCCCUGCAGGAGCAGCUCCCCCACAACCAGAUAAAAUCUGAGCCAGUGGACUAUGAGUGCAAGCCGGUGGCGGUGGCUCCUAACGGGGCGGCGGGGACUAACGGCACGGUGUUUAACGGCGGCGUGGUGCUACCCCAGGGCAUGGCGUUGCCUCAGGGCAUGGUCCAGGCGGUGGUACUGCCCACCAUGGGUCUAAUGUCUCCAAUCAGUAUUAACCUCAGCGACCUGCAGAACGUGCUCAAGGUUUGAUUUGAUUUAUAAUUGUUUUAAUAACCCAUAUAUUUGAUCAUUUAUGGAUACAAUGCAUUUUAAAGGAUCUCUUUACUCAAAAAGUUCACUGUUGAUAUGGUCCUAAACGUUGCAUGUCAGCAGUAAAGUUUUAAAGUGUGAUGAUGCAAAAUGAGGAUAACAACUUAGUUCCAUGGUGGUCCUCUUAUAUCCAAGGUGGCCAUGGAUGGGAAUGUGCUGCGUCAGGUGCUGGGGACGGCCAACGGGCUGGUGACCUCCAAGCAGGGGUUUGUGACACAGGCUGGGCAGCAGGUCAUCUCAGCCAUCAGCCUGCCUGGCUUCGUCGACCAGGACGGAACCACCAAGAUCAUCAUUAACUACAGCCUGGAGCCAAGCCCAGCCCAACAGCCCACCGCCCCUCAGCUCCUCAAGAAGGAGGCUCCCCCUCCCACCACCAACACCGCCAGUACCACAAACACACAGCCAGCCUCCAAAGUAACAGAGAAACUCCCCCAGGACCUAAGCAUCGACAAGACCGAGCCGACCGACUCGGAGUGCGAGUCUGAGAAGGAGAAGGAGAAAGAGAUGGAGACGGAGGAGACAGAGACUGAAGCAGAGCAGACUGAAGCUGAGACACCAAAAGCCCAGACAGGCAAGACAGGGUGUCUGCUGUGUGACAACUGUCCUGGUGAUUUGGAUGCACUGCACAUGCUCCAGCAUUGUAAACCUGCCAAUGGGGAGGGAGGUGACGACGGCCCCCUCGACCCCUCCAUCGCCGCCCUCCUGGCCGAGGCAGGGAUAACACCAGGCCAGCACCCUCUAAAGAACCUACUCUCCCUCCUCAAGGCCUACUUCACCUUAAACGCAGAGCCCACCGAGGAAGAGCUGGCCAAGAUCUCUGACAAUAUCAGCCUGCCCGUGGACGUGGUCAAGAAGUGGUUUGAGAAAAUGCGGUCUGGUCAGAUCACGGUCGGACCCCCUGGUUCCUCUCCAGAUGACUCUGGACUUUCAGAUCCCAGCACAGAGACCCAGGUUGCCCAAGAGAAGAGUGGGACAGAGAUAGAGGAGCAGCCUGCCUCAGCCCAAACACAGGAGAUAUCAUCUUCCCAACCUCCCAGCAGUUCCCCUGCCUCGACCUCCUUGUCCCCCUCGGUCUCAGCCUCGGCCCCCUCACCACUAAACCUCUCCUCCAGCGGCCCGGUCAUCGUGAAGACUGAGGACGACUCGGAGCGCGAGGCUCAAGAUCUUCCCCUGGACCUGUCCCUUCCCAAACAGCCCCAGUCACAGCCCCAGGUCCCCCAUGUCCCCCAGGAGCAGCCCCUCAACCUCACCUGCCUGAAGGAGACACUCCAGCCCCAAGCGCAGCUCCCAGGCUUCCAGGGAACCACCAACACCAUCUACGUCACCUCCUCCCCCCAAACUGCCAUUUCCAGCCCAGUGAACAUCAUGAGCACCCAGCUAGUAGCCAUCACCAACCAGGGCACCGGCACCACCAAACGGACUAUCCUCAUCCCCCAGCUCACCUAUACAUACACUACUACAGCAGCAGGCAGUGGCGCCGCCGGGGCCCAGAAGACCGUCAUACUCAACGGCUGCCAGGUUGGUUUGUAACAGAGCUAUUCAGAAUAUAUGAUUGAUUAUGUGCAAGAAGACAAUGUUAAGAGAUAGGUAGUGUGGAAAGAAUGCACUGUUAGUUUCCCCUAGCUUCCUGCUUCAGCUUUACUGACUAACCUGACUAACCCAGCCCUCAGGAGUCAGCCUGUAUCUCAAAUAGUACCCUAUUCCAUAGGUCUCUAGUCAAAAGUAGUACAGUAUGUAGGGAAAAGCAUGGCAUUUGGGACGCAUCCUUACUCUGCCUGUGGAGAAAAGAAAGCCGUCCUGGCUCAAUGGUUCGGGCUCCCUCUAGUCUUCCCUGUUAUCUAAUACUACAUUAGAGCUGCCGCAGCCUGGAGUUGAGUUGGAUUCCUCCUGGAAGACUCCGGGGACCGUGUGUGUGUGUGUGUGUGUGUGUGUGUGUGUGUGUGUGUGUGUGUGUGUGUGUGUGUCUGUGUGUGUGUGUGUGUGUGUGUGUGUGUGUGUCUGUGUGUCUGUGUGUGUGUCUGUGUGUGUGUGUGUGUGUGUGUGUCUGUGUGUCUGUGUGUGUGUGUGUGUGUGUGUGUGUGUCUGUGUGUGUGUCUGUGUGUGUGUGUGUGUGUGUCUGUGUGUCUGUGUGUGUGUGUGUGUGUGUGUCUGUGUGUCUGUGUGUGUGUCUGUGUGUGUGUGUGUGUGUGUGUGUAAGCAGAAUGAAUCCUCCAACGUAUGUUAAUACGUGUGAGCAGCUCACAGCACAGCGUCUGUCUGAAAGCCCACGUGGGUGUCAGUGUCUGACAGGUGUGGCAGAGAGAGCUCUCUAAGUUACUCCUGGUGUGGCAGAGAGAGCUCUCUAAGUUACUCCUGGUGUGGCAGAGAGAGCUCUCUAAGUUACUCCUGGUGUGGCAGAGCAGAGAGAGCUCUCUAAGUUACUCCUGGUGUGGCAGAGAGAGCUCUCUAAGUUACUCCUGGUGUGGCAGAGAGAGCUCUCUAAGUUACUCCUGGUGUGGCAGAGAGAGCUCUCUAAGUUACUCCUGGUGUGGCAGAGAGAGCUCUCUAAGUUACUCCUGGUGUGGCAGAGAGAGCUCUCUAAGUUACUCCUGGUGUGGCAGAGAGAGCUCUCUAAGUUACUCCUGGUGUGGCAGAGAGAGCUCUCUAAGUUACUCCUGGUGUGGCAGAGAGAGCUCUCUAAGUUACUCCUGCUGGGAUUUUUAGAACUGAUCUCUCCUCACAUAAAAACGUUUGACAGUGGAAACACUGUGUUUAAAUUAAAUAAAUUAGGAUUAUUAGGGGUAACCUAUUGUUUUUGAUGGAAUUCUUCUCCCUAAUAACAUUAUUAUUAUUAUGAUAAAAAAAAUCUGUAUUUUGCUUGGACAGGAGGAGAAGUCUGCCACCAGCUCAGAGGAGCAGAACAACUCGGACUCUUCCCCUCCGCAGAAGAAGAUGCGUCGGCUAGAGAGCGGGAUGUACGCCUGUGACCUGUGUGACAAGAUCUUCCAGAAGAGCAGCUCCCUGCUCAGGCAUAAAUACGAACACACAGGUAAACAAUAUGGCCACUGGCUGCGGAUCCAUUGGGUCAGGGGCCGUAUCUAUCAAGCGUCUCAGAAGCCUUGUGUAGACCUGGCGCUAACGUGUCCUUUGUCCUGAUAUUGUGCACAUUCUGAUCGAGCCCACAUUUUCAGAAAUGUGUCUACAUGUGAUAUUAAAAUAUGUCUGUUAUCCGUCCACUGUAUCCGCAUUGUGACCAGAUUUCCUGGUCCCUUCCUGUAUGCAAAUUAUUUGACAGCUAUUCUUUCAAAAUAAUAUUUAUUUAUUUUAAGACACAUAUAGAUGCCAUAAGUCAAUGGUGCCACCUGUCAAUGAUUUAGAAGGUGGGAUAAUGAGGAUUUAAAUGGUUUCAUUGUCCAGAUUCGUCAACACUUGUAAGAUAUCCAGACACGCUGCGUGCCUGACUACCUCCAGAUGUGGGCAGGAAGAUCUGAUCACAAUUAGACCACAAUGCAUCUUUUAACCGUCUACACCUGUCUGAAAAUGUGGGCACAAUCAGAAUGUACACAAGAUCGGGACAAAGGAUGCAUGUAUAACCAGGUAUAAACGGGGCUAUAGUUGUAGUGCUGAUUUAGGAUCAGUUUUGCUUUUUAGAUCACAAUAAAUAAGAUUACGCGGACAGGGAGGACAUGAUCCUAGAUCAGCACUCCUACUCUGAGAUGUUUGAUACAUACGGCCCCUGGUGUGGUGGAAUUAUUUUUGUAUUCCUUUUUAAUGAGAGCUGCCUGCCUUAUACCACUCCUUCUCAUCUGCACUAUGAGACAUUACUUCACUUGCAUGAUAUGAAUGGGGAUAACAUUGACAGGCAUUUAAAAGACCAAGGGCUCUAUUCAAUCCGUAUCGUGGAAGUUAAGUGUUACAGCGUGAUUGAAAUUUGAAAGCAAUCUUCCCGCGUUAGCGGAGACUGCAUUCACGGUAAACCAGGGGCAGGCAACUAAAUUCAGCCUCGGGACGAUUUUUGUCGGAGUGGAUGGUCGGGGGGCCAGAACAUAAUUAUAGUAAUUUGCACACUGCAAAUUGACCAUAACUAAGCCCAAAAAGAGAUUGUAUUUGAAAAUAACAAUCAUUAAAUACCUUGAUUACAUUGAGACACAAUCACAUCUUUUUUUUAAUUUUUCUUGUGAAUACUUGGUGAACAGAUUUCCUAAAUUAAACAAAUUUUUUGCUGAAUUCCUGGUGAUUUUUGUCUUUUUUUUAACCCAAAAGUAUAUAUAGAUUAUUAUUUUUUGUUGCUAAAAAUGUUUAGGGGCCCAAACAAAACUUGUGUGCCAGUUUUGGGCCGCGGGCCGUCUGUCGCCGACCCCUGCGUAAAUGCUGAAUAUGUCGGCUCAAUCGGAAAUGACCUUCAGCUUUGAAUAGAACCCUAUGGUUUUUACCUGCCUACUGCUUUCGUUAUAGAGAACCCAGGUUGCUUCUUCCCUGAAUCUGGUAUAACAGCCUAAUAUCGUCCUCUUAAACAGCCAAGCUAACAUCCUCUUAAACCACCUAAUGUCCCCUUAAACCACCUAAUGUCCUCUUAAACCACCUAAUGUCCUCUUAAACCGCCUAAUGUCCUCUUAAACCACCUAAUGUCCUCUUAAACCACCUAAUGUCCCCUUAAACCACCUAAUGUCCUCUUAAACCGCCUAAUGUCCUCUUAAACCACCUAAUGUCCUCUUAAACCACCUAAUGUCCUCUUAAACCACCUAAUGUCCUCUUAAACCGCCUAAUGUCCUCUUAAACCACCUAAUGUCCUCUUGAACCACCUAAUGUCCUCUUAAACCGCCUAAUGUCCUCUUAAACCACCUAAUGUCCUCUUAAACCACCUAAUGUCUUCUUAAACCACCUAAUGUCCUCUUAAACCACCUAAUGUCCUCUUAAACCACCUAAUGUCCUCUUGAAACACACAUGAAUUAUUGCUUAUGAGAUGCGUGUGUGGCCACUGGCUCAACCCCCUUUGAUUCGAUUUGGCGUUAAUGGCUCUGGGAUGUGUCCCAAAUGACAACCUAUUCCCUAUAUACUGCACUUCUUUUGACCAGAGACCUAUAGGAAAUAGGGUGCAAUUUGGGACGCACCCCUGGCCUGGCUCAGGACAAGCAGGCAGAGUCCAAAUGAUUUUUGAAAGGGGCUAGAGGGUUGUUUAACGGCCCGUUGGAUGGGCCCAGUUGAACUUCGUCCCAAAUGGCACCCUAUUCCCUUUAUAGUGUACUACUUUUGAUGAGGGCCCAUAGGGCACAGGUCAAAAGUAGUGCACUAUAUAGGGAAUAUGGUGCCUUUUGGAACACAACCCUCAUCUCUUCUUCCUGGGUUCAAUGAGAACCAGGUCCAGAAUAACAUAUCAGCAUCAGGCAGCUAGUUUGAUCUCCAUCUCCACAUAUUUUCCUAUUGCAACAGACCUGCUAGAAUCCUUUUAGGGGGAUUUUCUUGAGUGUUUUAUAUCAUUGUGAGAGUUUUUGUUAUGCUAUUGUUUCCACAACAAGUGCCGUUGGUUUCACAGUUAGUAAGUCUGCAGGCAGGUCAGUGAUUGUAGAAAGUGACACCAGGCAGGCUGCCUGGGUCCAGAACUAAUGUAAUGGUAAAAGCAGUUCACACACACACACACACACACACUCACACACACACACACACACACACACACACUGCAAAUCAAGAGUAAUGGGUUUCGGAUUGAUUUCUGUUGUAAUGGCUGGUUGAGUUUGAAAUAGUUUGAAACACUGAACCCUCCUGUGUUUCUGUUUUCAGGAAAACGGCCACAUGAGUGCGGCAUCUGCGACAAAGCCUUCAAACACAAGCACCACUUGAUAGAACACACGCGACUGCACUCCGGAGAAAAGCCCUACCGCUGUGACAAGUGUGGCAAGUGUUUCUCCCACUCGGGCUCCUACAGCCAGCACAUGAACCACCGAUACUCCUACUGCAAGAAGGAGCCCCAGGGAGGGCGGCAGGGGGGACGUCAGCUCGGCAUGAGCCCUGAAAUGAGCCCCCAAACAGAGGAGCAGCAGUCAGACAGCCGUCCCACCUCCCCACCUUCCCAACUGGACUCAGACGAGAGGGAGAGUGAGGAAGAGCUGGAGGAAGAGGAGGAGGAAGAGGAGGAAGAGGGCAUGGCGGCCAUGAGCAUGGACGACAUACGGGUGGUGCAAGUCGGUGAGGAUGACGAGGAGAGUGAGAUUUACGAGGUGGAGGAGUUUAGGGAGGAGAGGAAAGAGGAGGAGGAAGAGGAGGAGGAAGGGAGCAGAGAGAAAGAGGAGGAGGAGGAAGGGAGCAGAGAGGAAGAGGAGGAGGAAGGGAGCAGAGAGAAAGAGGAGGAGGAGGAAGGGAGCAGAGAGGAAGAGGAGGAGGAGGAGGAGGAAGAGGAGGGGGUACAGCAGAAGCAGGUAUGUGAAGAAGAGCAGGAUGAGGAAGGGAGGAGAGAGGAGGAGGAGGUUUGUAAAGAGGAGUCUCUACAGCAGGAGGAUGUGUGUGAGGAAGAGGAGGUGAUGGAGGUACAGGUGAUGGGAGGUGUAGAGGAGGAAGAGGAGGAGGAAGGAGUGGCAGAGAAGGAAACCAUAGUAACAGAGGAAGCUAUGGAAACGGAGGACAAAGAACCGCAUGUGGACAAGGAGGACAUCCCGACGGAGGGGUUGGAAAACGGACAGAAAGAAACAGAGGAAGACAAGAUGAACGGUGAAUGA
Molecule: messenger RNA, 10617 nt
Organism: Coregonus sp. 'balchen'
Lineage: Eukaryota; Metazoa; Chordata; Actinopteri; Salmoniformes; Salmonidae
Source: the annotation of a GenBank genome assembly